Messenger RNA from Sparassis crispa, 3033 nucleotides. RefSeq names its product Transcription factor bye1. The transcript has 8 exons. Gene Ontology annotation, biological process: DNA-templated transcription. Gene Ontology annotation, cellular component: nucleus. The record is from RefSeq and is a predicted model, not a curated record. Lineage: Eukaryota; Fungi; Basidiomycota; Agaricomycetes; Polyporales; Sparassidaceae. The coding region runs from base 1 to 3033 and encodes 1010 amino acids.
AUGAUCCAUUGCUCGGAGUGUAAGGAAUGGUAUCAUUUUCGGUGUGUUCAGUUAAGCGAGAGAGACGCAGAGGAUAUCGAGUUGUACACCUGCCCUCCUUGCCACGACAAGACUGGUUUGCGGACGAUCAUGGAAUGGGAAGGACCAGAAGCAUUCGAGCUCGUCCCUGAACAAGAACAAACGCCAAAGCAGCCUGCGAAAGUGGCUUCCUGGGAGAGUGCUGAGGAGGUGGUGCACGAAAAGGAGGAGGAACACAUAUCAGAGUCUGACGACAGCGGGGACGAGUAUGUUGUGGAAGCGAGGGCAAAACCUGUAGGAAAGCGCCGUGUCCGACGAGUGUCAUCGUCGUCCGAGUCCGACGCCGAGUCAGUCGCUUCAGUAGCGAGAGCACCCAAGAGGCUACGUCGCGCGAGUGAGGUGUCGAAGAGUGUCGGCGCUCGUACUCAUAGUCCAUCUCCGGCGCCCAGUAGCCUUACGAAGCGGAAGAAGUCCAUCUCUUCUCAGCCCGAUGCGAAGCGGAGACGGUCUGAAUCUACUUUAGGCGAGGAUCCUGCGAGAAAGUAUUGCCUGACAAAGUUGCAGGAGCUGUUUUGUCAAAUCUUCCUGCGCUAUCCUUUUCUGCAGGAGGAGACCCAUUCGGACGACCCGAGUGAGAAUGCACAGCCGGAUAAGAAACAGGAGGAUCUUACGGAUGAGGACAAGCAGGCGUUGGAGGGUAAGGCGAAGCAGUUCGCGACUGACCUCGAGCAAUGCAUGUACGACCUGUAUUCUGAACCCGAUAAAAACGGGAAACAUGGUGUUGCGGGGAAGUAUAAGGAGCGUUUCCGGAUGCUAUCAUUUAAUCUGAGCAAACCUGAUCGUGUUUCUCUUCACAUGCGCAUUGCUUCGUCUCAUAUUACCCCGAAAGAAUUAUCAACGAUGUCUUCGACUGAUCUAGCCAAUGAAGAAACACAGCAGUCCAUCAGACAGGCCGAACAAGAGGCGUUGGCGCAUUCUAUCCUGAAGAAGCAGACACUCCCGCGCGCCAAGAUCACCCACAAGGGUAUUCAGGACAUCGAGGAUAUGAAUGGCGGAUCGCGUGAAGUUGAGCAUGAGCGCGAGGAAGAGGAGGAGGAGGAGAGGAUUGAGAGAGAGCGGCUUGCACGUCUGAAGGUCCAAGCCCAGCGAGCGGCGUCCUCUUCCGUUCCGCCUGAGUCUCCCAUCGUGCCACAGACUCCGAGCUGGGGCGGACCCCCGCAGGCCCCUUCGCAUGCGGGAGAACCUGCUGCCUCGUCGGCGUUGAGUCUGGGACGGCCGUCGCUGAAUCCGUUGUUCGUACCGCCCGCGUCAGAAUUUACGGGGCCUGUGGAGGGCGAGUUGAAUCUUGCAGACCUCAUCAAUAUUGACGAGGAACCCUCUCAUGAUGACAACGCGAUGUCCGUUGACUCCAUACCGACACCAUUCGGAGAGACCCCUUCACUAUCAACGAGGCAGGACUCGACGCCUACUGUGCAGACACCACCCCUUGUUUCUCCUCGGGAGCCUGCUGGUAUCUCUCCAUUCGCUGAGAAGAGCUCAAAGCCCGACCUUUCAUCUCGUCCUUCCUUCGAUCUCAAGGCCCUAUGGAGUCCCAAAUCUGCAGAUCCAGGACCCGAGCAACAGGCCGGGGGUGCAGCGGAAGGCGCAACCCACGACGAGGCGCACCAUCAUCAUAUGGAUAUGGACAUUCUUGGUGAGGAAGCGGACGACCAGGACUUUGAUAUGUUCUUGGGCAGAGACGAAGAAGAUAAGGCUGCUCCCGAAGUUGUUGACAAUAGCCCCGAGGCAUUUCGUGCGGCGUUUGAGGCUCUACCCAGAAUCUGGUCAGGGACGCUGAGUAUGCCCUUGGAUUCAACCAUGGCACAGGAGGUAUCUGUCGAUGCACGUCAGAUGGGUGGUCGGACAUUGGACAACCCGCUAUUAUGGCAGACCUUAUUCCCUACGAGAGAAUUAAGAAUUGACGGUCGCGUACCGGUCGAGAAAUCAGCCCAAUAUUUGACCCAGAUGCGUUUGAAUCCUACAAAAGAGUUGAUCGCCGCCGCCUUUUCGCCAGUAGUAGUACCUGGCUUCGAGAGUCAAGGUUUCAAAAAUCUCGUUGAACACCUUACCACGAAGGGACGACAUGGCCUUGUCUUCCCGUGGGGCAACAGGCCCAAAGAACACAGUCCUGGCCGGGAACUGUAUAUUAUACCCUUACUAUCUACAGAUCCCAUUCCAGAUUACAUGGAACUUCUGGAUGACCUGCGACUACCCAAGCUGCGGAACGCCAACUACCUGAUCGGUAUCUGGGUUCUCAACAAAGGAAAACUCGCUCCCCCGCCAACACCGCAAGGAUUAUUACCUCCUCAAGUUGCACAUCUUGCCAUCGAUCUCUCUCAGCUCCAGCAAUCUUCCACCACAGUGCCGAUUCCGAAUAUCUUCUCUCAAGCUGUACCUCCAUCGGUGACCACACCUAUGGCUCAGCCACAGCCACAACCCACGGCGGCGACGUCAGCGCUAGCCGCGGAAGUCGCGUCGCUGACGCCGGAGGAGAUCCAGCUGAUGCUGCGUACUCUAUCCUCAGCGAUCCCCGCACAGCCCGCUGCGCCACCGGUGCCGGCAGUUGCACCACCGCCCGCACCUCCCGCCCAAACCGGGAUGUCCGCGAUCCCCAUCCAGCCCUGGGGAGCGCCCGCCCCAAGCUUCCCUCCGGCGUACUCACCUCCCAACACCGCUUUCUCCGCGCAGCCGUCGCCGCCGCAUCCUUCGCGGCCGUACCCUGACAUGCCAUAUGAUAAUUACCCCCACGAUCAGCAAGAGCAGGGCUACGGCUGUCCGUCGGGCUCGCAAUAUGGCGGCAGAGGUGGCGAGCGCGGCUAUCGUGGGCGCGGCGGCCCGCCACCACGUGGGCGGGGCCGCGACAGGCAGCGGGAUGCUGGCUGGCCGAAGAGCAGGGGGCGCGGGCGGGGUGGGCCCGGGCCUUCGAGUCCUACGCGCGAGAGGGGAGGGAGAUGGGGGGAGUCGCGGUGGAGCUGA